Symbiodinium natans is the source of this 393-nucleotide messenger RNA. NCBI's taxonomy places the organism in Eukaryota, Dinophyceae, Suessiales, Symbiodiniaceae. The record is from the annotation of a GenBank genome assembly.
AUGGACUUCACCCGCAGCCGCGGAUUUGAUCUGUCGGCGCAUGCGGCCAGGGUGAGCCUUCUCAAUUUCAUGCAGCGGUUAAAGCAUGACGAGAACCCCUAUGGCAUCCACUACGACACUCUGCAAAUCGGACUCGGAUGGCAGAGUACAGUCACCGUUACCUGCGAAGCCGUCGAUGGGCAGAGCGGAUGUCAAUAUGAGUGGAGCGGCAAAUCCUUCAGGGGCGAGGUCGCCCCCAACAAAGCUGGUGCAGAAGAUAGUGCGGCCAGUUGUUUCGUCAACGACCCCCAGGUGCAAGCGACAGCUGCAGGCCUAGAGCCGGCAAAGCGACGUGUUGAUGCUUGCCACUCGCAGUGGAACAUGGAAAAAUCUCGCAAGAAGCAGAGGCAGUGA